AUGGAUGAGGAAGAGAUUGUAGGUUGUAUCAGUUGCAUGGGCAGCAGCGAUUUAUGCGACCUAUUUGCUGUUUAUUCAGAAAAUGAAGAUACCUACGCGAAAAUGUUCGAAACCUGUUUCGAUAUAAAGGUUACAAAUGGUAUGAAAUAUUUAUGUGCAAUAUGUAUGGAAAAAUUAGAAGCAGCAAAUUUAUUUAAAGAACAAACAAUCAAAAAUAUGGCUGUCAUACAUAAUAUUAAAGAAGAGUACUUAGACGAAUCCAUACUGGAGGAGGCAGAGUCUCAGUCUCUACAUAAGACUAAAAAAGACUCUGACCUCAAUUACUAUAAUGAAGGGGACAUGGAUGACGAGCACGCGAUACAAGCUCUGGACGAGACCACCUGCAUCUACUGCAACCUGCAGUUACCAUCGGUUGAGGAGGUCCACGACCACGUGAGGUCCGUGCACGAGUUGGAGCCCAGGACGGGGCUGAAGCUGCGGGAGUGUACGCUCUGUGGGAUCCCCAUGAGGGAUCCUGAUGAUCACAUGCAUAGGUGUCAUGGUAUGAAGUCAGACUGUGAUGGUAGACAGUAUCCGUGCCAUUUCUGCGACAAUAUAUACAACAGCAAGAAGGCGUGCUUCACUCACCUGCGGAUGAAACAUGGACUGAAGCUCUGCAAUGAUCAAAUACCGAAGCACAUGCCCAGGGAACGGAAGAAGUGUCACAUGUGCAGCCGAGACUUCAGCCAGAAGCAAAUCCUGAACAAGCACUUGUGGAAAGCGCACGGAUUCGAGGUGGAGAAACGUAAAGCCUUCACCUGUCCAUUAUGUGAUGAGAGAGUCAGCUACGGCUCCCACUUCAGCGCUCACCUUCUCCACGCACACAGAGUCUGCGAGCAGGUGGAACAGCUCGAGUUCUACAGCAUGGAUGAUUUCUUGCUAUUCAAGAGUGCAAUACAGGAAGAGACGAAGUUCCGUUUCCGGAAGACCACGGCCAGCAAACAGACGAUAGAAGGCGUCAGGUCGCAUUACAUGUGCAGCCAGUCUGGUGUAUAUGUAUAUCAGGGUAAAGGUAAGCGGCCAGCUCCCGAGCGUCAGAUCUACAAGACGGGGAAAGCAUGUCCGGCGCACAUGAUAGUGACUGAGACCAUAGACAGGGUGUUGGUCACGUUCUACAAGACCCACGUCGGUCACGGGCCAUGCCCUUACUUCGAGCCACGAGAACCCAAGAAACAGCGGCCGGACACGCCCGAACAGGACGUGUUAGAAGAUGAGAUAAAAGAGGAGAACGAUGGCAUAGACUCGUAUAUUUGCGACACGUGCGGUAUGGGGUUCCUCGAGAGGGACAAGUUCAAUGUGCACGUCGCCAAUCACGGCCUGAAGUUGUUCCCGUGUCAGUACUGCGAGGAGGAUUUCCCAGAUCUAGACGCUUGGACAUGCCACGUUCGGAGCGAUCACAAGAUGGCGAGCUUAUUUGAAUGAAGCAUACGUUAACAGUACAGACAAAUCGACUUAUAGACAUAGGAUCUAGCUAGCUAAAUAUUUAACA
Molecule: messenger RNA, 1528 nt
Organism: Achroia grisella
Lineage: Eukaryota; Metazoa; Arthropoda; Insecta; Lepidoptera; Pyralidae
Product: zinc finger protein Xfin-like
Exons: 11
Coding region: 1-1461 (486 amino acids)
Source: RefSeq, a predicted model, not a curated record